Condylostylus longicornis is the source of this 2982-nucleotide messenger RNA. It is a transcript of the gene Tfb1, whose product is annotated as general transcription factor IIH subunit 1. Gene Ontology annotation, cellular component: transcription factor TFIIH holo complex; transcription factor TFIIH core complex. Gene Ontology annotation, biological process: transcription by RNA polymerase II; transcription by RNA polymerase I; nucleotide-excision repair. Lineage: Eukaryota; Metazoa; Arthropoda; Insecta; Diptera; Dolichopodidae. The transcript has 6 exons. The record is from RefSeq and is a predicted model, not a curated record. The coding region runs from base 543 to 2333 and encodes 596 amino acids.
UAUGAAAUUUUUAACCAGCCUUAAAUAUUUUUGAGACAAAAAAAAAAUUACAUCACAUGAAAAUGGUUCUCAAUUUAUUCUACAUCUACCAAUCAACCAACAGAACUAAUCAAAUACUAACUAGCUUUAGUCAUUAAUAAGCAUAUAAAUUUAUUAGAAAUGAGGUGUAUAAAAAAUAAAUUUUCUAAGCUAGACAAGUUUAUUUUAAAUUUAUUAAACAGUUGGGACGGUAAAAUUUAGAAAUAAUUUUAUUAUAAACCAAAUAACUUGCUUUAUAUAGGUUAGGAUUUAAAACAAAUUCAGGUAUCACUUUCGUUAGUGAAUAUGUAAGUAUGAAUUAAUGAUGUAUGGUGUACUAUGGUCAUACGUUGGGUGGAUGUAAAUUUUGUUUUAGGGUAGAGAAAUGUAGACAAGGUUAACAAAGAUGAAAAUUUAAAAGAAUUUUAAGAAUUAAGACAUUUUUCGAAUUAAAUUUUUAUAAUUUUUUCAAUUUUAGGAGCCUCCAUUUUGACACUAGAACAUCUGUGUGAUAUUGCGAAAAAAUGACAACUAGUAGUGAAGAUGUUCUUUUGCAAAUGGGUGAGGUUCGGUACAAAAAAGGUGAUGGAACCUUAUAUAUAAUGAAUGAACGGCUUGCAUGGAUGGCGGAAAACCGAGACACUGUAGCUUGUUCUCAUAGGUUUCAAGAUAUUAAAAUGCAAAAAAUAUCUCCUGAAGGAAAACCAAAAGUUCAAUUACAAGUGGUCUUACAUGAUGGCAAUAGCUCAACAUUUCAUUUUGUUAAUAGACUAGGGCAAGCAGCGCAAUUAGCUGAUCGAGAUAAAGUGAAGGAAUUGCUUCAACAACUUUUGCCAAAUUUUCGUCGUAAAGUUGAUAAAGAAUUAGAAGAAAAAAAUCGAAUAUUAACAGAAAACCCACAUUUACUGCAACUGUAUAAGGACUUGGUGAUAACUCAAGUAUUAUCAAGCGAAGAGUUCUGGGAAACACAUGCCAAAGAUUAUGCACAAAAAAAUAAUUCUAAAAAACAAGAAAUUGGAGUUUCCGGAGCUUUCUUGGCAGACAUAAAACCACAAACAGAUGGCUGCAAUGGUUUGAAGUAUAAUUUGACAGCUGAUAUACGUGACUGUAUUUUUAAAACAUAUCCAGCUGUUAAAAAGAAACAUUUAGAAAACGUUCCAUCAAAAAUGACUGAACAAGAAUUUUGGACAAAAUUUUUUCAAUCACAUUAUUUUCAUAGGGAUCGAAUAACGGCGGGGACCAAAGAUAUAUUUUCAGAAUGUGGUAAGAUCGAUGAUCAAGCUUUAAAAGCUGCCGUACAACAAGGAUCCGGCGAUCCCUUACUAGAUUUAAAACAAUUUGAGGAUAAAGCAUUACAAGAUAGCUUUAAAAGUGCAUUUAGUGAUAAUAGGAAAUCAAAUAGUGGAAAUAUUGUUCAUCAAAGCAUGAUAAAACGGUUUAAUCAACAUUCAAUUAUGGUUUUAAAAACCUGUACGGACAUUAGUACAACACCGCAAACUAAUCCUUUGUCAGACAUAUCUGCUAACAAAGGUGAUUUAAAUUUGAAUGGCCUUAAAGAAAAAAAGCAUAAGUCUAAUCAUAACAAUAAUGCAAAUACAAGUACAAGUAAUCCUUCAUCUCGCAGAAAUUCUACUGAUUCUUGUUUGUCUACUUCUCCAGUAAAAGCAAAAAAGCAAAGAUUAAUAGAAAAAAUUUGUCUCGAUGAUUUAGGAACACCACUUGUUGAUGCCAUUGAUGAUAUGAAUGGAAAGCAAACGAAUAAAGAAUCGUUGCAUUUAAAUCUAGAUAAGGUGGAAAGAUAUUUACAUGGUCCAGUUCCUGUAUCUUAUUCUGAUCAUGUUGAAGAAUUACAAGGUUUAGAAGUGACGCAAUAUAGAAUAUGCGAGGAAUCGGAUAUGUGGAGUCAAAGGACCCCCCACAAAGUUUUAGUUAGCGCAAAAUCUGCUGUUAAUGCAUUAGGUGAAUUAAGUCCCGGAGGUGCUUUAAUGAGAAGUUUUCAGGAGCCAUCUUCACAACUUGUGCCACCAGAAUUCGAAAAGGAUCUUAGAAAUUUAUAUUUGUCUCUGAGUGAAUUAUUAAAACAUUUUUGGAGUGCUUUUCCACCUACAACACCAGAGUUGGAAAAUCGUGCUGUUCGAAUGCAUGAAGCGUUACAACGUUUUAAAAUGGCAAAAUUAACUGUUUUUGAGGAUCGUGCCAUGCGUGAGUUAUCACCACUAGGUGCCACUUUAACACAACAUUUGAAUCAGUUACUACAGUCUGCUGGACGAAAAUUUGCAACUUGGCAAGAAAGAAGAAUGCGUUUGCAUCGGUAGCAUCAAAAUAAACAUUUCUCAUCAACAUCGACAUCUGCAGCAGCAGCAGCAGCUAGUGCAACAGCAAUUGCAAAUGCGAUGUUAAAUUUAACUUCAUUAAAAUGAAAAUAAGAAAUCUUGCAAAUUUUGUAGUCAUUUCAAAAUGCGCGUGUAAUUUAUGAUUUUUUUUUUUCAAAUUAUUUCAUAAACCUUACAUAAAUAAAAAAUAGAUUAAGUCAAUUUAUUGAAAAAAAAAAAAAGAAAACAUAUUAUGGCUCGAACUCCUCUCAAUUAAAUUGAAUUCAUACUUGCAUAUAUGUACAUAUAUAAAGAGUAUUAAUAAGAAAAUAUUUUUAUUUUUGUGAAAUGAAAAAUUCUAGCGUUGUAGAUAGAAAUGAGAAAAUGUAAUUUUUUCUAAUUCAUAAAUAUAUUUUGUUUUUCUUUUUUAAAUAAAAUCAAAGCUAAAGUAAAAACUGUUAAAACCUUGCAGAAUUCAUGUCAAAAAAUAAUCAAAAAUAAAAUCACUAAAACUAUUUAAAAUGCAAAAACAAUAGAAACGAAAAAAAUAAAACAGAAAAUUGUUAGCUACACAAUUAUAAAAUACAACAAAUUAAAUGGUUCACCGUUCUUUUUUUAUGUUAUUAAUAAAAAAAAAUUAUCUAUGUAAAAA